Messenger RNA from Candidula unifasciata, 981 nucleotides. NCBI's taxonomy places the organism in Eukaryota, Metazoa, Mollusca, Gastropoda, Stylommatophora, Geomitridae. The record is from the annotation of a GenBank genome assembly.
AUCAUUGGAUUAUUGAAUGCGUUCACACCACAGAAAUCAUUAGAGGACUUUCAAGAUGUAUAUCUAGUCAUGGAGUUGAUGGAUGCCAACCUGUGUCAGGUCAUACAGAUGGACCUUGAUCAUGAACGCAUGUCUUACCUCCUGUACCAGAUGCUCUGUGGGAUCAAACACCUGCACUCUGCGGGCAUCAUACACAGGGACCUGAAGCCAAGCAAUAUAGUUGUGAAAUCUGACUGCACCCUGAAGAUCUUGGACUUUGGUCUGGCCAGAACCGCAGGCACGGGUUUCAUGAUGACCCCCUAUGUUGUGACCAGGUACUACAGGGCCCCAGAGGUCAUUCUUGGAAUGGGAUAUAAAGCAAAUGUUGAUAUCUGGUCUGUGGGCUGUAUAAUGGCUGAACUAAUACGAGCUACUGUAAUGUUUCCAGGUUCCGAUCAUAUUGAUCAGUGGAACAAGAUAAUUGAGCAGCUUGGCACACCAAGUCAAGAUUUCAUGGCACGAUUGCAGACGACAGUCAGAAACUAUGUGGAGAACAGGCCAAAGCAUGCAGGGCACAGUUUUGAGAAGUUGUUUCCAGAUGUGCUGUUUCCUCCAGAUAGUGCAGAGCAUCAAGGGCUGAGGGCAUCAGUUGCCAGGGACCUGUUGUCCAAGAUGUUAGUGGUAGACCCAGAUAAGAGGAUCUCAGUAGAUGAUGCCCUCAUGCACCCUUACAUCAAUGUGUGGUUUGAUGAGAGGGAAGUCAAUGGGCCAUCUCCAGGGCCAUAUGAUCAUGCAGUUGACGAAAGAGAACAUACAGUGGAGGAAUGGAAAACCCUAAUAUACAAUGAAGUGCUGGAGUAUGAAUACAAGGGACGUGGUGGUACUAUGCAAAAUCAUAAUGAAGUUGGCAGUGCUAUGGAGACAGGUGCAGGAGAUGUCGCAGCAUCCAAGCUGUCAGCAGCGGCAGCAGCCUCAGCCACCAACGCACCCAACCACCACUAA